ACAGUUUUUUUUCUUUUUUUCUUUUCGACCAUUGGUUUCGACGAUUCCGUGCUUCGUAGUCUCCUCCAGGCUCCAGCUAACUUACGAAAUGGGAGCAAUUGAUCUCUCUUUCUCACAGAGUAUACUCUUAUCUCCGUCGCGUUCCACUCCUAGCUCCUCCGUACAUCGUUCCAUCUCUUAUCUCCCGCCGGGAAGCAGCAAGUCACGGAGUCUACUUCCGCCGUUGCGUUCAAUGAGCCACGAUGACGACACAGCCUCAAAGGAGGCCAAGCUAUGGGGCGGAAGGUUCGAAGAGAGUGUCACUGAGAAAGUGGAGAUGUUCACUGAGUCAAUUUCAUUCGAUAAAGUUCUCUACAAGCAGGACAUUAUGGGUAGCAAAGCUCAUGCAACAAUGCUCGCUCACCAGGGUUUAAUAACUGAUAGCGACAGGGAUGCCAUUUUGAAAGGUCUUGAUGAUAUCGAGAAGCAGAUUGAAGCUGGUAAAUUUGAGUGGAGGACAGAUCGAGAAGAUGUGCAUAUGAACAUUGAAGCAGCACUUACUGAUCUUAUUGGUGAACCUGCAAAGAAACUUCACACAGCAAGGAGCAGAAAUGACCAAUGUGCUACUGAUUUCAAGCUUUGGUGCCGUGAGGCUAUCGACACAAUCAUUGUUAAGAUCAGAAAUCUUCAGACAUCACUUGUUGCAUUGGCUUUGAAGAAUGAGGCGUUGAUUGUUCCUGGCUAUACUCAUCUUCAAAGAGCUCAGCCUGUUUUACUACCCCAUGUCCUCUUAACUUUUGUGGAGCAGCUCGAACGUGAUGCUGGUCGUUAUAUGGACUGUCGAGCAAGGCUAAAUUUCUCCCCCCUAGGAGCUUGUGCUUUGGCUGGAACUGGUCUACCUAUUGAUAGGUUUAUGACUGCUAAUGCUCUGGGAUUUACCGAACCAAUGAGAAACAGCAUCGAUGCAGUUUCAGAUCGAGACUAUGUGUUGGAGUUCUUAUUUGCAAAUUCCAACACAGGCAUUCACCUGUCACGGCUGGGAGAAGAGUGGGUACUUUGGGCAUCCGAAGAGUUUGGUUUCAUGAUUCCAAGUGAUUCCGUUUCAACUGGAAGCAGUAUAAUGCCACAGAAGAAGAAUCCAGACCCAAUGGAACUUGUCAGAGGGAAAUCUGCAAGAGUCAUAGGCGAUUUGGUCACUGUCCUGACACUAUGCAAAGGACUUCCACUUGCUUACAACCGAGAUUUCCAAGAAGAUAAAGAACCGAUGUUCGAUAGUACCAAGACAAUAAUGGCAAUGAUCGAUGUCUCUGCAGAAUUUGCCCAGAAUGUAACAUUCAAUCAAGAGAGAAUUAAAAGAAGUCUCCCCGCCGGACACCUUGACGCAACAACUCUGGCCGAUUACCUUGUGAAGAAGGGGAUGCCUUUUAGGUCAUCUCAUGACGUAGUUGGGAAACUAGUUGGAGUUUGCGUCUCAAGAGGCUGUGAACUUCAGGACUUGAGUCUGGAAGAGAUGAGAAAGCUAAGCCCUGUGUUCGAAGAAGAUGUGUUUGGAUAUCUGGGCGUCGAAAAUUCAGUCAAUAAAUUCAGUUCCUAUGGGUCAACUGGAUCAAGCUGUGUAGCUGAACAACUUGGCUACUGGGUCAACAAGCUAAACAUGACUACCACCUGAGCUGAACCCCAAACCAUUAGCAAAAGAGUCUGUCUGUUUUUCUUUUUUGUAUUGUAAGGAUUUUGGUUGUCAAAUACCAGGGAAACUUUCAAGUAAAAUGUUGCAGCAGUCUGAGGUAGACAAUGAAUUUGGUGCCUUCUCGUUGCAAAACCCAAAAAAAUAAGUGUUACUGAAAGUUUUGUAAUAUUUUAAAUCUAGAUAUUGUGCAAGUCUUUGGUA
This is a messenger RNA of Camelina sativa (false flax), 1867 nucleotides long. Its product is annotated as argininosuccinate lyase, chloroplastic. Lineage: Eukaryota; Viridiplantae; Streptophyta; Magnoliopsida; Brassicales; Brassicaceae. The record is from RefSeq and is a predicted model, not a curated record. Gene Ontology annotation, molecular function: argininosuccinate lyase activity. Gene Ontology annotation, cellular component: cytosol.